Molecule: messenger RNA, 1598 nt
Organism: Mercurialis annua (annual mercury)
Lineage: Eukaryota; Viridiplantae; Streptophyta; Magnoliopsida; Malpighiales; Euphorbiaceae
Product: probable protein phosphatase 2C 60
Exons: 11
Coding region: 247-1335 (362 amino acids)
Biological process (GO): protein dephosphorylation
Molecular function (GO): protein serine/threonine phosphatase activity; cation binding
Source: RefSeq, a predicted model, not a curated record
UUACGUUUUUUAAUGUGUGUCCUUUUCUGUUCUUAUCUGAUUCAUCUGUUUCUAUAAUGGGUCUUCCUUAGUUUCUUAGUGGAAAUCAAAUUCAGUUCCAAGUUUUAAUCUUUUUCAAUUUUAGUGCUUCAAUUCUGAUCCUUAAACUUUUUUUCUAAGGGCCCAGUAACCAGUUGGGCAGGUAAAGUGAUUGCUGAAUUUUCUUUGUUGAUCGGAUAAUUUGAUUUCAAGUUGACUUUGAUAGAGAUGGGUAUAUACUUGAGCACUCCGAAAACAGAUAAGUUUUCUGAGGAUGGUGAGAAUGAUAAGCUCAGAUUUGGUCUGUCAUCCAUGCAAGGUUGGCGGGCUACAAUGGAAGAUGCUCAUGCUGCGCUCCCUGAUCUGGAUGCUACCACUUCAUUCUUUGGUGUUUAUGAUGGCCAUGGAGGUAAAGUAGUUGCAAAGUUCUGUGCUAAGUUUCUUCAUCAGCAGGUUCUCAAGAGUGAAACAUAUUUAGCUGGAGAUAUUGGAACUUCUCUGCAGAAAGCUUUUUUCAGAAUGGAUGAGAUGAUGCGUGGGCAAAGAGGAUGGCGUGAAUUGGCUGUUUUGGGUGACAAAAUAAACAAGUUUACUGGUAUGAUAGAAGGGCUGAUAUGGUCUCCAAGGGGUAGUAGUGAUAGUAAUGAUCAACCUGAUGAUUGGGCUUUCGAAGAGGGCCCCCACUCUGAUUUCCCUGGGCCAACUUCUGGGUGCACAGCUUGUGUUGCAAUUAUUAGGAACAGCCAACUCGUGGUAUCGAAUGCUGGAGAUUCUAGAUGUGUCAUAUCUAGAAAGGGUCAGGCAUAUAAUCUGUCUAGAGAUCACAAACCUGAUCUUGAAGCUGAGAGAGACAGGAUUCUAAAGGCCGGUGGUUUCAUACAUGCAGGACGGGUGAACGGGAGUUUAAAUCUUGCAAGGGCAAUAGGUGACAUGGAAUUCAAGCAGAACAAAUUUUUGCCUGCUGAAAAGCAAAUUGUAACAGCCAAUCCAGAUAUUAACACAGUUGAGCUUUGUGACGAUGAUGAAUUCAUGGUGUUAGCAUGUGAUGGAAUAUGGGACUGUUUGUCAAGCCAGCAGUUAGUAGAUUUCAUUCAUGAGCAAUUCAAGACAGAAAGCAAACUCUCCGUAGUAUGUGAGAGAGUACUCGAUAGGUGUUUGGCGCCGUCAACAGCUGGGGGCGAAGGUUGCGACAACAUGACGAUGAUCUUGGUACAGUUCAAGAAACCUAUCCAGCAGAUCGCCUCCGCCGACCAACAAUCCUCACAAGCUGAAUCUGCCGCGGCUGAAUCUAGACCACAAGAAAAUGAAUCAAAUUAGCAAGCUGCUGUUUUCUGUUGAUAUAUCGGAUGCAAUCGUGCAACCCUGACUGGAAGGAUGCGAGUCUGUCGAGACUCGAGUUUGUAGAUGGUUUAACGUUAAAUAUAAAGAAAAUAUUGUUCUAUAUAUAUUAGUGUGUGCUUUACGUUUGAAACAAAUUAUCCCAUUAUCCAACCAUGUAUAGCUUUUUGAUAACAGUGUUUAUCAUGGCAAUGAUGAUUACUUCAUUUGGCAUGAUAUCUUGGGAGAAUGUUGCUUCAUCA